Racocetra fulgida is the source of this 242-nucleotide messenger RNA. NCBI's taxonomy places the organism in Eukaryota, Fungi, Glomeromycota, Glomeromycetes, Diversisporales, Gigasporaceae. The record is from the annotation of a GenBank genome assembly.
CAGCUAAAGAGGAAAGCAAACAACUUAAACAACAACAGGAAAGUACAAAAAGAAGAAAAACCAAUGAUAACAAAAUAGAAGAAAAUAAGAAAAAUAAGGAAGAGGAAAACGACAGCCAGCAAGAUAAGUACAAUACAGAACAAGAGAAAGAGGAAACAAGAAGCAAGAGAAGAACAAAACAGGACAAGACAAAGGAGAAAGAAAAUGCGAAAAAACACAAUGACACAAGAGAGCAACGAUAA